This is a messenger RNA of Auanema sp. JU1783, 294 nucleotides long. The record is from the annotation of a GenBank genome assembly. NCBI's taxonomy places the organism in Eukaryota, Metazoa, Nematoda, Chromadorea, Rhabditida, Rhabditidae.
AUGUCCGCCGGAGCCACCAAACACCAUCUGAGAGUGUUGAGGAUUCUGACCAUUCAGACUGUCUGCAUCAUGUCCGUUUCAUGUUUUGUUCCUUUAGCAGUUACAUCAACACUGUUCAUUGAUGUUCAUUCAUACAUUGUCAGCUUUUGCCUUCUUGCCCUAGGAAUGGAUUCAGUGAUCAAUUCACUUCUAACUCUAUACUUCAACCCAGUUUUCAAGCGAACUAUUCUGACCCUCUUCCAAACUCAGUUCUCCUCUUUGCGAAGUAAUGUAAGCUCAGUAGUCGCAGGUUGA